AGCUACCGUUUUACAACGCAGAAGAAGAAAGCGGAAGUGUGCCGCUGUCAGUUUUAUAACAACAUUGGAACAAAGCGCCUCGUAUGACUACAACCAGCCCACACUGUUUUGCAUUAGACCAGCAUGGAUCCACCAGAGUCAAAGGGAGCUGAUCCUGACCGCGAACAGAACCCCAAACCCGAACUUUCGGCAGCGAUGCGGGCUAAAAUCGAGAGGAACCGACAGCGAGCGUUGAUGCUCCGACAAGCCCGACUAGCCAGCCGCCCGCUGUCCGCGUUGGAGGGCGCUACCUCGGCCAAAGUUUCCAAAAUCAUCGACUCCGGUGCCGGUUUCUUUAUCGAGGAGGAGGAGGACGGAGGGGGCCAGCAGGACACCAAGCAGGUGGUGCAUCAGCCAGCUCCGGUGAUUGAACCUGAAUACCUGCUGUGCGACGAGUGCCAAAAGCCCUUCAUGGACUCCUUUCUCAGCAACAGCUUUGACUUGUCUGUGUGUGACAAGUGCAGAGACAACGAGGAAAAGCACAAGUUGAUCACUAGAACAGAGGCCAAGAAUCAAUAUCUGUUGAAAGACUGCGACUUCGACAAAAGAGAGCCUCCUCUCAGGUUCAUCCUGAGGAAAAACCCUCAUAACCCACGCUGGGGGGAUAUGAAACUCUACCUCAAGCUACAGGUGGUAAAGAGAUGUAUGGAUGUUUGGGGUUCGGAGGAGGCCCUGGAGGAGGCCAGAGAGACGAGGGAAGAAAACAAAGAGGUGCAGAAACAAAAGCGGUUCAACAAGAAGGUCAAAGAGCUACGCAGGGCAGUGAGGAGCAGCAUGUGGACCAAAAACACCAGCGUACACCAGCAUGAGUACGGACCAGAGGAGGUGGUGGACCCAGAGGAGGACCUCUACAAGAAGACCUGCACCACCUGUGGACAUGAACUUACCUAUGAGAAAAUGUAGAUGGACAAGUUUAGACCAGUAAAAGGCCAAAAGGUUUGGUGCUUCUGCUGGAAACAUCGUCUCUGCCAAGAACAGUCCUGUUCACAAUAACUGGGAGUGCAUUGUUUUGAAUGCCUUCAGAAAUAAAUGCAAAGACAGCUUAGUACAGUCAGGAUGCUUUAAUGUCCAACGAUGCUGAACAAACCUUUCAUAGGAAAUUAAAAGUGGCUAAUAUAGUUGUAAAUCAUGUGGAAACAAGGAUGUAAAAGUCCCACAUGGACUCAAAUUUUCAUCUGGUAGGUUGACACCACUCAAGUGGGCCAAUAUUGAGAUGCUGUACAUGUAAACUGCAAAUGUAUUCUCAGCAUUGUGUCAAAGAUGAAUUAACUGUGUCUGAUAAGUGUCUUGUACAUACUGAAUAGUUUAUAUUAAACUGACUCAAAGAUGGAUUUUCAAUUAACUCAUUUUAUUAGCAUAUGGUGUUUGUGAGGCUUCCCAUUAAGUGGUGCCAAUAGUGUAAAUCAUUUUUUUUUUUUAAAUACAAGGUCAUGGAAAAUUGAGAAUGUUUGCGUACAAAAUUUUCAGUUCUGUGCUGCCUCUGAACACCAUGUUACUUUUGUACAUCUUCAGAAUGGGUUAAAUACAAGGAACAAACCAAAUGUUAA
Menidia menidia (Atlantic silverside) is the source of this 1586-nucleotide messenger RNA. Lineage: Eukaryota; Metazoa; Chordata; Actinopteri; Atheriniformes; Atherinopsidae. The record is from the annotation of a GenBank genome assembly.